GUAUUCUUUGAUCCGGCCGUAUUGACAUUUCUGGAAACGGUGUUACUGGGAAGUCCCAGUCACGAGGUUGAGAAGGUCUUCGCCGAGGACAGUGGAUUUUCCCCGGGACUGAGGGGACAGCCAAUCACAACAAUCCAAUUCUCUGGCUUUGGAUGUAACUUAGCGGGUAGUACUUCCCCUCAUGUUGAAAGGUGGUCACCGCGAAUGGAGGAUGAACUGCAACAGUUACCAUUAUUUGAUACAAUUCAUUCGGCGGCAAAUCGUGAUAGUAGUUCACCUGCUUCUUUUUCUCUGAAGGCGGAUUACAAUAGCUUUGUCACACAGAAUAAUUUAGGGGUGAAGUGGGACGUUGGAGAGUGCCCCAGUGAAACUAAUCUCCGAAUACUUGAUGGCUGUUGUGAAUUUCACAGGAAUUCUGCACCCACUAGCAGUGAGACAGUGUUAAAACGUCGGUGGGACGAUGGAGAAGUUAUUCCUGGCGACUCACUAAAGGAUGCAACGUCGAAUUUCCCUCAGCACUUUUGUGUCGAAAAUAAAAACCUUUCUCGAAACUGUUCACCUUUGGAGAGAAAUAGUUUCCUGAGCUACGCUACAGAAGAUGGAAGCUCCGUGAAAGUGAGGUCGUCGCGCUUUCAGCUGCUCCCGUUGACUUCACUUGGACGUUUAUUAAACGAGUUGCUAAAGCAGGAUCAAACUUACGUGACCUUUGGUUUGAUGUUUGAUGCAGUACUCACCGAAACUGGAACCAUAUGUAUCGGACUGUAUCGGUGUAUAACAAUUGAUUCGGAAGACUCCAUCGUCGAUGGGACCUCUGAACUAUUUACGGGAGGCGAAAACGUUCCCGUUAAACGAUACGUAUACACGUUUCCCGAUAUAGAUACGCGAAUACAUCCAGAUGACUUGGUCUACUGUUUUUCGGCGAUAUCCGAGGAAACGUGAAGUUCGUGUGCAGUACUCCCUUACACUACCCGUUUUUUUCGCAAACGGAUCAAAAUACCUCAGUCUCUACCCAUAUUGCCAACCUCAACUCAGACUACAAAACAUUGAUCCAUUGUAAAGAAACCAAAAUUGUCUACCUUUUCAAGAAAAAUUCCUAU
Dicrocoelium dendriticum is the source of this 1097-nucleotide messenger RNA. Lineage: Eukaryota; Metazoa; Platyhelminthes; Trematoda; Plagiorchiida; Dicrocoeliidae. The record is from the annotation of a GenBank genome assembly.